Molecule: messenger RNA, 1338 nt
Organism: Monoraphidium neglectum
Lineage: Eukaryota; Viridiplantae; Chlorophyta; Chlorophyceae; Sphaeropleales; Selenastraceae
Exons: 5
Coding region: 1-1338 (445 amino acids)
Source: RefSeq, a predicted model, not a curated record
AUGCCAUCCCUCCGCGGCAUACGCACCACCCCGGCCCUCGCCGCCGCGGCCGCCGCCGCCGACGCUGGCGCCGCCGCAGCCUCCCCAGGCGCCGAGGCGCCCGCUGCCGCCGCCACGCCCGCGCCGGGUGCAGCUGGCGCAGCACCUCUCGCGCCGCCGCAGCAGCAGCGCGCCGCUGGCACCGGCCGCGAGUGUGCGGACGACCCGCCGAGCAGCAGCCUGCCACAGGGGGCCGCCAGCAGCGGCAGCGGCGCACCCCAGGGUGCGGGCGGCGCUGAGCUGGCAACCCCCGAGCCCGCCGCCCCCGGCGCCGCGACAGCUGCAGCUGACGUGGAAGCGACGCCGCCGCUGGCGUUUAGCGCGGGCGGGUUCGAAUGCGACGGGCAGCAGGGCGACACUGGCAUGGACUGCAUGGACUGCAUGGAUGGCCUGGACUGCAUGGACGGCACGGACUGCAUGGACUGCAAUGACGGCAUGGACGGCAUGCGCGCGGACGGCGUCAACGGCAUCAGCAGCGGCGGCGAUGACGACGGCGGGGUGGCUGCUGACUGCGACCUGGCCCACCCAAGUGGCGCGGCCGCGGCGCCCAGUGCGCGAGCACAUAUCGAUCAGGAGUGCAGCGAGGGCUUGGCUGUCGCGUUGGCAGCGGCGGUGGGGUCGGCGGCAGGAGGCUCGGCAGGCAGGGAGACGCGCUUGACGCGGGAUGUGCAGGCGGGGUGCAAGGUAUUAUGCAGCAGCAGCGGCGGCCGCGGCAGGAAGCGCAGGGCGGCGGAGAGCGCAGGGGUCGCCGUCAAAGGCGCCACCGACGCCGCCGCAGACGCGCCGCGCAAAACCCGGGACCAAGCUGACGGGGCGGCGGCUGGCGGCUGCUGCCGCAGCACAAAGCGUCAGACACGCUCGCGGGCGGCGGGCGCGAGCGGCGGCGCUGGCGAGGUCGCGGCGGGCGGCAGCACCAAGGCGGCACGCGGAGGCGGCGACGAGGCGGAGCGGCGCGCCACGCGCGACCAGCCCGGGUUUCCUGGCUCGACGCCGCGGCAGCAGGCAGAGGCGGACCGCGCAUGGGCGGCCGGCGAGGAGGUGGCGAUGCGGCCGCAGAGCGUGCCCAAGAAGACGGCGGAGGAGCAUCGGCGGGAGGCCCACGACAAAGAGUUCUGGGUCAGGUGCAUCAAGGGCCACCGCCUGUGCCGCAAGACCCGCAAGAGGGAGUUCCUCGUGCACUGGUGGUACUUUUCUGAUGCCUGGAACUCCUGGGAGCCGCGGGAGAUGCUUUCGGGGCCGCCAGGCACUUACAAAUGGGCGCUGCCCAUGCCCAGCGCCGUGGCCAGGAUCAAGCGAUGA